Messenger RNA from Andrographis paniculata, 2913 nucleotides. RefSeq lists its product as uncharacterized. NCBI's taxonomy places the organism in Eukaryota, Viridiplantae, Streptophyta, Magnoliopsida, Lamiales, Acanthaceae. The transcript has 5 exons. The coding region runs from base 1280 to 2731 and encodes 483 amino acids. The record is from RefSeq and is a predicted model, not a curated record.
CACAUGGUUUGUAUAUAUAUUUUGUUUGUUGUGUAAAUUAUUGUCUAAUGUAUUCUAUACGUAUAAUAUUAGCAUAUAUCAUAUUUUAUUAAUUCAUUUUUCAUGUAUUGAUGAUGUAUGUUGUCAACGUAAUGUUGAUUAAUUAUAAUCACUACGUAAGAUGACCUAACGGUAUAGAUUAUUGUCGUUUAGUUGGAAAUUUACCUAAUGCGUAUUUUUCAAUCUUUAAUUUUAUUUAUGUUCGGCUAAAGUUUUUUUAGCUUUUGAAGAGUAAUAACUACGGAUUCAAACGUUAUUAAAAUAAACAAAAAGGUACAACUAAAAGAAUGUAGUUAAAUUGCACAAAAUUUAUCCGUGAUUUUAUGAAAUUGUACCAAAUCUUUUAUACUUCUAAAACUGCGUCAAACUUCUUCGUGGUUUCAUAAACUUUGUGUCUAAUCCCCUCAGCGGUUCUUAUUUAACAGUAUUUGAUCUAAAUACGCUCAAACUGCGAAUAAAUUUUAGAAUUUCAAUUUUUAAACCUCUAAAAUUACAAAUAUAUUUAUUUUAUAUAUAUAUAUUUAGCCUAAAAAAAUAGUAAAAAUAUUCUUAAAACCUUAAAAAAUAACUAUUUUUUAGUAUAUUUACUAUUUUUUAUGCUAAAUAUAUAUAUAAAAAAAUAAAUAUAUUAGUAAUUUUAGGGGUUUAGAAAUUGAGAUUCUAAAAUUUAUUCGCAGUUUGAGCGCAUUUAAGUCAAAUAUCGUUAAAUAAGGACCACUGAGUAGCUUAGACGCAAAGUUUAUAAAAUCACGAGGAGGUUAACGCAGUUUUAGAAGUACGAGAAAUUUGGUGGAAAAAAAAUAAAAAAAAUGCAGACAAAGUAUUCAGCAAACCUACCAAAAACCUAUUCAAUAACACACCCCACGCUUCUAAAUUUUCAUUUAAACUCACGAGUUGACUUAAAUUUAUUUUGUACUUUAUAAAAAAGUCAGAUUAGAUUUGAAUCAACCAACUCAUGCGUGGCCCAAAUAUAUUAUCAAAAGGAGGGGCAUAAUCGUAAUUUCAUGACCAUAUAGAAGGACCCAUCUUGUAGGAUCUCUUGGCUUAAAAGGCAAGAAAAAAAGGUUCAUUUGUCACAACAUUACAUUACUUCCCUCUCAUGCCAAGAUUUCACACAUUCAUGUCCUCCACCAUGUUUGUUUCUUCCUCAUCCUUCUAGCCUCCCCUAAAGCUUCCUUUUAUUUUUUUUAAAUAAAUAAAAAAAAAAAUUGGUUUUUUUCGACACUAUUCGGCGUUCGAAAUGGCAGCACUCGUGCCAGGAGUCUUGAUCAAGCUCCUCCGAGCCAUAAAUUCGAACCACCGGGUUCGCGGCGAGCACCGCUCGGUCUUAUUACAAGUAAUCAGCAUUGUCCCGGCCAUAUCGGGAUCGGAGCUAUGGCCGGACCACGGCUUCUUCAUCAAGAUCUCCGAUUCAUCCCAUUCGACGUACGUCUCCCUCUCGAAACCCGACACCGACCUCAUCCUCAACAACAAGCUCCAGCUCGGGCAGUUCUUCUACGUCGAUAGGAUCGAGUCGGGCACGCCGGUCCCCGUUCUCGUCGGCGUCAGACCCGUCCCGGGACGGCACGCAUUUGUCGGAAACCCUAAGGAUCUCAUGCAGCUGCUCGAAUCGUCGGAGUUUCUGACAACCCCGAAAGAAGACGGCGAUCAAGAAAAUGUUAAGAGUAACGGUGAGGACGAGAGUGUGAAGAAAAGGAUCGUGAUUAAGGAGGAGAAGUCCGGCGUCGCGUCGCGGUAUAUGCAGGGUGUGGUGAAGCAGAGGCCCGAUUCGGGGAGAGAGACGGAUACGGAGGUCGAGAUGUCGAAGAAGAAGACGAAGGAGUCGAAAGUUCAGCCGUGCGACGCGGAUUCUUUGAGCGCCAAAUUGGGCGUGGCGCCGUCGAAGCCUCGGGCGCCUAAUAGCGCCAAAAAGCCGUGUCCCGACACAAUAUCAUGGUCAAGUCUCCCGGCUGCGCUUCUCAAGCCCGGGAAGGGAAUGGUUCGAUCGGGAAAUUUAGCUUUGUUGGCCGCGGCUGAAGCGCAAAAGGAAGCGAAAGUCGCGGCGAAUCUCGCCAAGUGCCUCGGUUUGUUUGCGGAACUCUACUCGUCGGCAUCUCCUGAAAAUCCUCAUUUCUACCUCCCGAAGUUCUUCACGCUCGACCAGCUCAUCGAAACGUCGGAAGUAGCCAUCCCGACGAAGGAUGUUUGGGACAAUCUACUAACAAAUUCGACUCCAAAAGACAACGAAAUCUACAAAUCAGCGAAAAAAUCGAAUGGUAGAUCGACGAGCCGUAGCGCUUUUACAGCCUCGGCGCAAUGUACGAAUAAUGAUAAGCUAGAAUGGGCGAAAGGCGACGGCGGGAAAGAAAUCGCGGAAGUAAAAAGGAUUCUUUCGAACGAAAUGCAAUCGUGGUUUCUCGAUUUCUUGGAUCGAUCGCUCGAAAUAGGCUUUCGAGGCGGCGGCGAAGCCAGGAACGGAAAAGAGAGAGUCAUCGAGCAGAACAACCACAUUGCGGUGACGCUGUCGCUGCUGAAACAGGCCAAUGAGUGGCUCGACAAGGUGCGGUGGAGCGAAUCGAACUCCGCCGUCGAAAAAAUUGAUCAUCAGAUUGAGGAAAGUGUCGAGAGAUUGAAGCAAAAGGUUUAUUCCUGCUUGCUUGUUCAUGUCGAUUCUGCAGCAUCAGCUCUGGAAAGUCGAAAGUCUCAGAUUUGAAUUUAAAUUCAUGUUUCUUGGUUACCAAUUUUUAUUAAGUUAUGUUGUGAAAUAUGUUGUCAACUUUUUUUGACAAUCGUUGGAUCGAUGUGAUCGUUAAUAAACUUGUGUUGUAAUGUUCCUACUGUCCAUGAACUUAUUCAUUAAUGAACUAUAUUACUUCCGGUCCAUCUAGUGAUAUA